Messenger RNA from Gracilinanus agilis (Agile Gracile Mouse Opossum), 822 nucleotides. RefSeq names its product myosin light chain 4 (gene MYL4). NCBI's taxonomy places the organism in Eukaryota, Metazoa, Chordata, Mammalia, Didelphimorphia, Didelphidae. Gene Ontology annotation, molecular function: calcium ion binding. Gene Ontology annotation, cellular component: myosin II complex. The record is from RefSeq and is a predicted model, not a curated record. Bases 51 to 629 code for a protein of 192 amino acids. The transcript is spliced from 6 exons.
CUCCUUGUCUUCCUCUUAGGGUUCCUAGUUCCACCAGAGAUCCCAGCACCAUGCCUCCCAAGAAGCCUGAGCCCAAGAAGGAGGCAGCCAAGGCAGCCCCAGCUCCUGCCCCUGCUCCAGCUCCUGCCCCAGCUCCAGAAGCCCCCAAGGAACCUGCCUUCGACCCAAAGAGUGUGAAGCCAUUAUCUUUCUCUGCAGAGUUCAAGGAGGCUUUCUCGUUGUUUGAUCGGACACCAACUGGAGAGAUGAAGAUCACCUAUGGACAGUGUGGGGAUGUGCUGCGUGCCCUGGGCCAGAACCCCACCAAUGCUGAAGUCCUUCGGGUACUGGGCAAGCCUAAGCCUGAAGAGAUGAAUGCCAAAAUGCUGGACUUUGAGACGUUCCUGCCCAUUCUACAGCAUAUCUCCCGCAACAAGGACCAGGGGACCUAUGAGGACUUUGUGGAGGGACUUCGAGUCUUUGACAAGGAGAGUAAUGGCACUGUCAUGGGUGCUGAGCUGCGUCAUGUCCUUGCCACACUAGGUGAGAAGAUGACUGAAUCUGAAGUGGAACAACUGAUGGCUGGACAGGAGGAUGCCAAUGGCUGCAUUAACUAUGAAGCCUUUGUCAAACACAUCAUGUCUGGAUGAAUGGAGACCGUCAGGGUGCAAGGUGGUCUUUUAUUGCUGAUGCUAAAUCAGGACUUAUUGAACUCUCAGAAGAACAGUGGAACUGGAGUCAGAGGGACCCAGGCCUGUCAUCCUAUCACAGUUAUGAGAAGCCCUUUCAGCUUCACAGCCACCUUUGUAAAUAAACAACCAGGCACUGUCCUGGAUAACAGCU